Messenger RNA from Lactuca sativa (garden lettuce), 1497 nucleotides. RefSeq names its product putative purple acid phosphatase 20. The record is from RefSeq and is a predicted model, not a curated record. Gene Ontology annotation, molecular function: metal ion binding; acid phosphatase activity. Lineage: Eukaryota; Viridiplantae; Streptophyta; Magnoliopsida; Asterales; Asteraceae.
UGUUUUGUAGCUCCAACUAAUAACACCUAUCGGCAUUCAUCCACUACAUUUAAAAGCUCCACUUCCUCAAUCCUCCAUUUCUCAUCUAUCUUCAACUUUCUAUUUUUUGAUAUGAGGUUGCCGGAGUUUUGGUUGCUGAUGAUUCUGGCCGGAGUCUUCGCCGGAGCCAUGGAAAUUGCUCAUGCAUAUGACCGGCCUCCGCCAAGGCAGGACUUUGCUGUAUCAGUCGCCGCGUAUGCUGAUCCGACCACUCCACAACAAGUUCAUGUAUCUUUAGCUGGUGAAAAUAAAAUGAGAAUUUCAUGGAUUACAGACAAACAUACUCCACCCAUCGUAAACUACGGUACAUCUUCAGGGAAAUACGAACACUCAGCUACCGGGGUAAUUUCGUCUUACGAGUAUGUAACUUACAUUUCUGGUGAAAUACACGACGUCGUAAUUGGCCCAUUGAACCCAAACACAGUCUAUUAUUACUCUUUUGCCACUGGUUCAUCUUCAACCCCUGAAUACUCUUUCAAAACUCCUCCGGCGCAAUUUCCGAUCAAAUUUGCUGUUUCAGGUGAUCUUGGACAAACUGGAUGGACGAAAUCGACACUCGAACACAUCUCGCAAUCAAAUUACGAUGUGUUUCUGCUUCCCGGAGAUUUGGCUUACGCCGAUAGGAUUCAGCCGUUGUGGGACUCAUUCGGCCGCCUGGUGGAACCGCUAGCGAGCCAACGGCCGUGGAUGGUGACACAAGGCAACCACGAGGUUGAGAAAAUUCCGGCCAUCCACCACACUCCGUUCACCGCCUACAACGCCAGGUGGCAUAUGCCGUUUGAAGAGAGCGGAUCCACGUCUAAUUUAUACUACUCGUUUGAGGUCUCAGGCGUCCACGUCGUCAUGUUGGGUUCCUACGCCGAUUUUGGAUAUGGAUCUGACCAAAUUCGAUGGUUGGAGUCUGAUUUGAAGAAGGUUGAUCGGAGGAAAACGCCAUGGCUGGUUGUGAUUGUUCAUGCUCCAUGGUAUAACUCUAACUACGCUCAUCAAGGGGAGAAAGAGUCGGUCGAUAUGAGGGUAAUGAUGGAGGGAUUGCUUUACAAAGCUCGUGUAGAUCUCGUUUUUGCAGGACAUGUUCACGCUUACGAGCGAUUUAAUCGUGUUUACAAUCAAGAAACUGAUAACUGCGGGCCGAUGUAUAUCACAAUUGGGGAUGGAGGAAACCGAGAAGGUCUUGCUUCCAAGUAUAAAGAACCACAGCCAACGAUAUCGGUAUUUAGGGAAGCGAGUUUUGGGCAUGGUGAACUUGAGAUUGUUAAUGGAAGUUAUGCAAAGUGGUCGUGGCAUAGAAAUGAUGACGAUGAAUCAUUUGAAUCUGAUUCUGUUUGGUUAAAAAGCUUUGCUUCUGAUACAACUUGUAAAGCAAAUAAAAAAUGAUGUCUUCAUCAUUAUAAAAAUUAUAAAACUUAACGUUCCAAAAGAAAUACAAAAGGUUUAUAAUGUUACUUCAUGACAAAA